Polistes canadensis is the source of this 2251-nucleotide messenger RNA. RefSeq names its product WD repeat-containing protein 43-like. Bases 275 to 2119 code for a protein of 614 amino acids. Gene Ontology annotation, biological process: maturation of SSU-rRNA from tricistronic rRNA transcript (SSU-rRNA, 5.8S rRNA, LSU-rRNA). Gene Ontology annotation, cellular component: nucleolus. The record is from RefSeq and is a predicted model, not a curated record. NCBI's taxonomy places the organism in Eukaryota, Metazoa, Arthropoda, Insecta, Hymenoptera, Vespidae. The transcript has 7 exons. Gene Ontology annotation, molecular function: protein binding.
AACUAAAAAUUUAAGUUUUUCAUCAUAAAACCCAUAACAUAUCCUUUCUAUGUGAUUCCAUGGUUGUCAGCCCAUGUGGCUUUAUUCUUCGACGUUAUCAACCUCUUCUUUCAACAGCCUUCUAAUUGAGUGGUCAUAUCUCAACUUUUGCCGAAUCCCAGUUUUAAAUAUUAACUGGAGAAAAUAUUUCACUUUUGUGCUCAGUUAACAAAGUUACUCGCGUUAGGACUAUUUCAAAUAUAUAGAAUCAAAGGAUACAGUAAUAGCGGCCAGAAUGGCGUACACCGCUUGUACCGCGUUUUCUCAAGACGGACAAUAUUUUGCUCAUUGUGGAAUUGAUGGAAAACUGAAAAUUUGGGAAACAGCAACGAAUAGACUCAAGCAAGAAUAUAUACCUAAUCUACAUCUUAAUUCGCCGUGCAAUGUAUUAUGCUGGAUUUCUGUAAAUAUUCAGGCGACAAAUGCAACGUCAUUACCAUGGAAAAAACGCAAAAGGAAGGGGAUUGUGGAAGAGGUGGAACAAAAAGCAAUUAUUGUUAUGGGAUCAGCAAAUGGAAUGAUCACUUUAUAUGAUGUCGCAGCUGCUGCUGUUUGUGGUCAAUUAGAAAAUGGCCAUUCUUCGUGUGUAACAGCUUUGACUUGGUCCGUAAAUAAUGGUUUAUUCACAGUUGCGGAUGAUCAUUAUAUAAUUGAAUGGAAUAUGAAAGAAAAUGGUAUUAAAUCUAAGUGGAAGUCUGGUAAGGCAAAAGUUACAGCCUUAGAAGUAACGAAAGACGGACAAUUCAUAAUCUCUGCUGAAAGAAUAAUCAAAUGGUGGAGUUUGUCUACGAAGCAAGUUAUUCGGACUUUUACUGGACAUGCUGGACAAGUUACUUCUUUAAAUGCAAUAACAGUGAAUCAAGAUACCAGUUAUUUAAUUAGUGGAGCCAGCGACGAUAGAUAUUUGAGUAUAUGGGCUCUUGAUGAGACGAAGAAUGAUAAGUGUUCUGCUGCUUCAUUAACUAUGCAAGAUGAAGCUAUGUCUGUUUCUGUACACGUCACUGAGGAGGAUUCUCAAAUGAUGGUAUUGGCCGUUACUAGAUCAGGACAAGCACAUAUUUUUAAAUACCAACCAAAUGGACGUUUCAAGCCACUGAAGCCAACGCUGACAAUUGCAGUUGCUUCUGAUGGAAAUCAAAAAGAUGCUGUACAACAGAUUCCUAUUUUUAUGGCGAAAUCGAUAGAAAAUGAAAAGUUAUUAUUAGCAUAUGGUUCUUACAUAAAUCUAACAUUUGAAAAAAUAACGCCAGACUAUUCGGAUAAAAUACAGUAUUUAAUACGCUCUGAAAUAAAAAAGACAAAAGAAAAGAAAGAAGAAUCAAUUACAAAAGUAAAAACCGUUAUUACGGAGAAUGAUGUUGAAUAUCUUGCUCCUGGAGCAGGAAAUACAACAACUAAAAGAAAUAGGACCAGUUCGGCGGGUUCUGCAUUACCUUUAAAAGAUAGAUUAGAAAAUCUUAGUUUUAAUGUUGAAACUAAUUCUACAGGUAAGACUCCUUUGAAAGGAGCUAAUAUGAUACAGUUGUUGAUGCAAGGUCUAAACAGUAAAGAUAGGAUCAUUCUAAAUAGUGUAUUAUAUACGAAAAAUGAAAGAACAAUUCGAAAUACUAUUGCCAGAUUACCCGUCCAGGCAAUAACACCUUUGCUGAAAGAAUUAUGUUCCAUGUUACAUGGCAAGACUUAUCCGAGUAAAAUAGCUACCAUGUGGUUACAUAUAUUGGUGACAACACAUGCAGCACAUCUUUUAUCGCAUCCUGAUAUCGGAGAAUCACUUAGUCCUAUCUUAAGCUUGAUUGAUGCGAAGUUAAUGCUGUUAACUGAAAUAUCAAAAUUACGAGGACGGGUUUCACUUGUGACAGGACAAAUAUCCGGGAGCAAAGAAGAACAAGACAGUAUGAUGGAUGAUACUUUACUUUUCUAUCAGGAUGCAGAUUCAUCUGAUGAAGGUCCUGCCAUAGAAGAUGCCGAUUUAGAAAGCGAAUCAGAUGAGAAUUGGGAAGAAAAUUCUGAUCAAGAAGAGCAAAAUGAAAAUGACAGUAAAAGUAUUAUAUUUAAAGAGGAAGACGAUAUGAGCAGUUGAAUUUUGUUUGCCAUCUCUGUACGAUUGUUUGUUAUAAAUGCUAAAAGUACAAUAUCAGUACAGAUUUUCAUAUAAAAUUUAUUUCUGGAAUCAAGUUCCUGAGAAAUGUAAAUAGCAAAUACAAAAUCUAUU